Triticum dicoccoides is the source of this 1760-nucleotide messenger RNA. Its product is annotated as BOI-related E3 ubiquitin-protein ligase 1-like. NCBI's taxonomy places the organism in Eukaryota, Viridiplantae, Streptophyta, Magnoliopsida, Poales, Poaceae. Bases 347 to 1510 code for a protein of 387 amino acids. The transcript is spliced from 3 exons. Gene Ontology annotation, molecular function: ubiquitin-protein transferase activity. The record is from RefSeq and is a predicted model, not a curated record.
AGAAUCCACCAAAUAAAUCGCGGAGUUCCCAACGCUCUCCGCCCUCUCUCGCCCGCAUUCCCCAAUCCAAUCCGCGGCGGCAUCGGCGGCGACGCCACCACCACCGGGAAGCUCCGCCCCUUCUCCGUCUCCGUUCCCGUCCCCUCCCCUCCCCUCCACACGCGCCCGAAUCGCGCCGCAGAUUUCGCCGCCCCCCGCGCCUCCCCCGAUUUCGGCGGAACAGCCGCUAGGGUUUCGAUUCGCCUCGGGAUCGGGUUCGGGCCCUGAUCGGAGGCCGCCUUCGUCGUCCGGGGGUACAAUCCGCCGCCCCCCCUGCUUCCUGGCACGGCAGGAACCAUUUCCGGUAAUGUUUCCGUUUGAAUCCCCUUCUCGUUUCCGUUCCGAUUUCUCGAUCGUGGUGAGAACCGCGUAUCUCUCAGACUCGCUGCGGUAUUUGCAGGGGAAGGAUACGGCGAUGGAGGGGCACGUGUUCGGAGGCGGCAACUGGGGCUCGUCGCCCUACCCUGGCCCCAACGCCAACAUCAACGCCAGCGUCAACGAGAACCAGUUCAUGUUCGAUGCCAAGGCCGCGCCGCAGCAGCUUCAGCUCUUCGGGAGCAACGCGGUUGGCACCAGUGGAUAUUAUAACUACAAUGGAAAUGGCAACCCAUAUGUUAUGAACCAACCAAGAAAGACAAGCAAUUGUGCAGCGGAUGAAAAGAAGCUCAAGCUUCAGAUGUCCUUGAACAACUUUCAUGCAGGAGAUGCCGACCGGUUGGCAUGUACUGGUAAUUCAAGUGUUGUGUCUACUGGGCUGAAACUGUCCUACGAGGAUAAUGAGCAUAAUUCUUCCUUCACGUCUGGUAGUGGAAGCAUGUCUUCUUUGACUUCCACGACGCCUUUUGGUCAUGAUAUUAUGACUGAAAUGGAGAAAGGAAACAAAGAGAUUGACUAUUAUUUGAGAAGCCAGGUGGAACAACUCAGUAGGCGUGUGAAAGAGAUGAAGCAAAGGCAGAUGGUUUCUCUCGUGUCUACUCUCGAAAGAGGGGUAGGAAAGAAGCUGAGGGAGAAGGAGCUCGAGGUGGAGGCCAUGAACAAAAAAAGCCAGGAGCUGAAUGAACAGAUCCGACAGGUGGCCAUCCAGGUCCAGUCAUGGCAGUCAGCCGCGCUCUACAACGAAUCUGUUGCCAGCACCCUGAAGACCCAGCUCAUGAAAGUGGUGGCGGACCACGCCAACCGCACCAGGGAAGGUUGCGGCGACAGCGUAGUGGAGAGCGGCGCUGUGCCCGGCCAGAAGAACAUCAACACUGUCCCCGGAGGCUUCUUCAAGUCGUGCCUCCUCCCUGGAGUCAAGAGCGGCGUAGCCGGCAGUGGGCUUGCAGCCUGCAAGUGGUGCGGAGCGAAGGAGGCGGCAGUGCUGGUGAUGCCUUGCCGCCACCUGUGCCUGUGCGCCGACUGCGAUAGGGUCACAGAUGCAUGCCCUGUCUGUCAGUACCCCAAGAGCGGUAGCGUUGAGAUCAACAUGUCCUAGCAUCAAUCCUGUGUGUUUCGAAUUGGACAGUGGUGUUAUGACUCCGGUACAUAUAGUCAAUCCGCCCCUCUCCCUCCAUGAUUCUGCCUUUGGUUUGCACCUAGCAAGCUGUAGUCCUAAAGUUUUGGUGGUGGACAUAGAUUGUUGGUCCGGUCUGGAACGAUCAAAAUUUUCCUGGACCCAGCGAGAGAUGAGCAGAUUGUUGCGAAAUUCCUUCGUUCCAAACGUACUCCAGACCAUCUCGACGGAG